Molecule: messenger RNA, 3988 nt
Organism: Nanorana parkeri
Lineage: Eukaryota; Metazoa; Chordata; Amphibia; Anura; Dicroglossidae
Gene: MAMLD1
Product: mastermind like domain containing 1
Exons: 5
Coding region: 213-3209 (998 amino acids)
Biological process (GO): regulation of transcription by RNA polymerase II
Cellular component (GO): nuclear body
Source: RefSeq, a predicted model, not a curated record
UAGUGAGCAGUCUGAGACAGGCACUGGGUGAAUCAUUAGCCAACUGCUACACUGGGAUGCUUUUGUCUGGAGUCUAAAAGGAAAUACAUAUACAUUGAUAUAGACAAUACUAUACUGUCUGCCUUUUCCUGACCUGCAUCUUCUUCUUUUUACCUUGGGCUUUUACCAAUACACCAAAGUGGAUGUAAUAUCUGGUGGAUCUCCAGUCCAAAAUGCUGCUGGUUUCCCAGCGCAUAGAAGCACCACGCAUGGAGCCUUAUAUACCACUACAAGGAUCCAUAAAGAGAAAGCUGGAAGAAGACAGUUCUCCUGUGUCCUCGAGCAUAAAUGAUAUCAUAUUUUCAAAUGACAACAAGCGACUCUGUCUUGAUGAUGUUACACUUCCUAUGGGCCAAACACAAAGUAGCGGUUCGGGUGUGACAUGUCCUGAUUUGCAGCACUCACCUUUCUCCACUAACCAGAAUUCUUCAUCUAUGGGAGUGGGUGGUCAUCAAGUUCUGCUAGAGAAUAACCACAUGAAUGGGAGAGGAAUGGCUUCCCCAUUCUCUGUAUCACAGAGCACAGAUAUGGGUCAAAAGGUACCAUAUGAAGAAAAAAAUAGCAAUCUACAGUCUGUGGACCAAGAAUUACAGGACCUGUUGGAAGAGUUAACUAAACUGCCUGACCCAUCUCCAAAUGAUCUGGACCUUGAGAAAAUUUUGGGAGGUAAGCCAGAUGAGCCACUUGUAAUUAGUCAUUCACAACCAGCCUUGAGUACAACUCCCAAUCUUUCUCCUCCACAAUCAUCUCACUUGGACAAUAUCUCUAACAAAGAUUUCACUAGUGGAUGCAAUUCUGCCAGUGCUAGUUCCCCACAGGUUAGGCCCUCAUCUGCUGGAACAAACUAUCCCAUUCCUUCAUCAAACAAACCUGUUCCCUCACCUGUCCCUACAACUCAGAAUAAAAGUCAGUCACAGUCUAUAUUACCUUCAUCAAUGGCUAAUAUGCCUGGAGGAAAUUGGCAUGCUCAACAGCUUAAACAACUGGCUGCCAGUAAGCAAGGACCCCCAGCCAAGCAGCAAGUGCCGACAAGUAACUGGCCAACAAUUUCACCUACAGGUCUUUCGCCACCAUAUAGACCUGGAUCUUCUCCUCAGCAACCGUUUAGUCCGCAAAAUGUCAUGGUACCCAAUAUGAAUGCAGGCAGUUUGCAAGGAAAUGCUAUACAAGGUUCACAGAGUACACUAUUAUCAAGUAUGUCUUCUACCAGUAAUUCUACCAGCCGGCCUUCUCCACCUUACGGGUCAGAAAAGAUUGCAAGUCCAGCAUUAAACCAGCAGCCCUUUAGUCCACAGAAUCCUAUGUUACAGAGCAUAACAUCGAGCAACAUCCCAGGAAAUACAAUAAAAAGCCCCCAAAACAAUAUGGUGCCAAAUAUGGCAUCUGCCAAUGCUGGACCUUCUCCGCCCUAUCAGCCAGAGAAACUUUCAAGCCCAGCCUUGCAUCAACAGCCAUUUAGUCCACAGAACACCUUGAUGUCUAAUCUCACACCUACAGGCAGCCAGUCAAGCUUACAGAACUCGCUUUUCAAGCCGAUGGCCACAAACCAGCCAAAAAACAUAAAUAUGAUUAUGCAACAGCCAUCAAAUGGCUUGCAGGCUGGCAUAGUCAGUGAAAAUCCAGUGGAUCAUUUUUCCUUUAACAACACCAAGCCACUUUCCCACUUUGCACCUGAUUCUGCUGGACAGAAAAUGAACUUGUCAUCAAAUCCUGGAUUAAUCCAUUAUCUUCAGCAGCAGCAACAACAGCAGCAGCAGCAACAGCAGCAGCAGCAGCAACAGCAGCAACACCAGUCCUCAGCAGUGCAGCAGUCCCAGCAAGUCAGCAACAAUCAAUUUCUUCAACAACAGAUACGUCAGUUAAUGCAGCCUUCCCGAAUGCAGAGACAAAUGCAGACCAGUGGUUUGCCUGGUCAACCCCGACAGGAUCCAAAUGCUGGAAUUGUUCCCAGAAUGCAAGAAGGAGGCUCCAUACCAAGUGCAGGCCCCGGGCCUACUCCUCUCACAGCUAAUGGCUAUAUACGCAAUGCAAUCCUGAAGGAGCAAAUAAUGAGGAGGCAGCAGGUGAAACCAAGACCAAAUAUGAUGGCCAUGACAUCUGAACAACGCAAUGCAUUUGUAGCACAGCAAAUGAACCAGUUUCAGUCUAUUCCACAAAAUCUUCGUACAGAUUGUGUUCAGCCCAUGCCAACACCUCCACAGAGCCACCGAAUGAUGACAUCGACACAAGGGCUGAUUCAGACCAAUAUGGGAAGUGGAAUGACACCAUCAACAAUAAAUCAGAACAGUGGGACAAUGGUAAUGAUUCCGCACAACACUGGUAAACCACAAGGAAUCUUCCCAGGAUCUUCAGAUUUUAAUAUGCCACUUAGGCAGAACCAGAAUGCACUGAGCAUGCCCUCUGGUUGCCAAACUGUGCACAGCCAAUCCACUGUUCGGCCAGGAAUGACAUUGUCUGGAUAUACUUCCAGCUCACUAAUAACCCAUUCUGGAGCUCAGCAACACUUACGACAGUCCAACAUAUCAAGAAUUCCCAAUGUCUAUGUCAACCCUUCUUCUCAGAUGUGGACUCAGACUGGUGUUUCAAGAAUACCAGGUCAAACCCAAAUGGAUCCCAGCAUGCAGCAAUUUUCAAACAAUCCACUGUUCACCAAACAAAAUGUCAGACCAAACAUGGUGAGCCAGCAGUUUCCCCACCAGGGAGUGGUUCCUCCUAACCAGAUUGCUCCUGGGGUUCAAGUAAGACAAAUGCAAAAACUUGGUCUGCCCCAGGCAAAUCCAGGAUUAGGGUCCUUGAACAAUCCUAACCUUGGAAACAGUUUAUCCAGAGGUCAGCUAGCUUCUGUCAAUGUAAUGAAAACCAUGCCACAAGGUGUUUCCACAUUUAACCAAAUGAACCCUGGUCAGCUUGGUCCACCUUCAUAUGGUCCAACUUCAGUCCAAACCCCUGAAACUUUCGAAAGACUUGGUUCUGGGGCAGAUCUCCACCAAUAUGACUUUGUAACAGCACAGAGUAACUCUGUCUUAUCUGCUAACUGCAAUGAAGCAGACUUUAUUGACUGUCUAAUGAAGGGAGGUCAUACCAGCAGUACUGACGAAGACUGGCUAAACAACUUGACAAUUCUUGAUGACAUUUUAGGGCAGCACAGUCAAAAUCCAGGACCAGUGUAGCCCAGGGUGGUUCUAACAUAUCCAUAAAUCACGUGACUUGAAAUACGUGGUUAAUGCUGACACUUGUUCUGAUGCCUGUAAAUAUUUAAAUAUUUUUUAAAUUAUGUUUUUUUUUCUCCAAAAAUAAAUAGAAGUACUUCUACUUCUGUGUGUGAUUGUACAUAAAAUAUAGCAUAAUGUUUUGUUACAUUAUAGGAAUUUCAUUUAUAAUACCUUGUUUUAAAUAUGCAAAUAUUAUCAUUAGUUCCAGUAAUACUAUGUAUUACAGUCUAAAUAACUGUUAUGUCUUUUCACAUAACAAAAGGUAGGGGUGUCAAAGCAAACUGAAUACAAUGCAUGCCAUACAUUUGCCCUUUAAAUACUUGAUAUAUUAAAUAAUAAACUUUCUGUAGUCCAGCUCCAGGAACAGAAGCCUGUGAGCGAAAAAAUUAAAUCCGGAUGCCAGGUAAAAUCUUGCCACAGAUCUGGUAUGCAGGAUUUCCAGCCAUCAGUAAAUAUACUGGCAGUCUGUUAAAAAAAUGGCCUUGUAUAUGCAAGCAUAUCAAUGCAGUUGUCUAGUUUGGGGUUUUACAGCUCUCUGUACAUUAAAAUGUACAACAUAAAGUUAUACUGAGGUCCACAGACCUGUUGCAAAAGGGUGUUGAACAAAAGUGUUUUGUGCCUUGCUAAUGGGAACUUCCCACAGUGUUCAGCAAGUGUUAAAUGCUGCAAUAGAGUUUCUUGAAGAGGUGUACAGUUGUGACUGUAUGCUUAAAUAGGGUGAUGCAAGCAAACAUGAA